Messenger RNA from Phymastichus coffea, 1218 nucleotides. RefSeq names its product odorant receptor 4-like. Gene Ontology annotation, cellular component: plasma membrane. Gene Ontology annotation, biological process: detection of chemical stimulus involved in sensory perception of smell; sensory perception of smell. Gene Ontology annotation, molecular function: odorant binding; olfactory receptor activity. The coding region runs from base 1 to 1188 and encodes 395 amino acids. NCBI's taxonomy places the organism in Eukaryota, Metazoa, Arthropoda, Insecta, Hymenoptera, Eulophidae. The record is from RefSeq and is a predicted model, not a curated record. The transcript has 7 exons.
AUGGAGCCUUCGAAACUCGACAAAGAUUUCGAUUACGCGAUGCAAUUCACGCGUGUGCUGCUAUUGCCAUUGGGACUUUGGCCCGCAAACUGCAGGGUUUAUCAGAGGUUCGUGCGACCUGCUGCGAUCGCGAUAUGCCUGUUCGUCAUGCUGUUCGUAAUAAUUCCGAUGUGUUUAUUCAUCGCUUUCGUUACGAAGGAUUUGAAAAUACGCUUAAAAUUAUUCGGCCCCCUAGGCUUCAGUCUGAUGAGCCUGUUCAAGUACGUGAUGGUAAUCUACCACAAGGGCAAGGUUGCCGAGUGCAUACGGAGCAUGUGGCUCAACUGGCGGUCGGUGCGCGACGUCACCGAGCGCAAAAUCAUGAUGGACAACGUCAGGACCGGCCGUCUGCUCAUCGUCGCCUGCGGCUUCUUCAUGUACGGGGGCGGCAUGCCCUACGUCGCCGUGCUGCCGCUCACCAGCAGGCCGACUUUGCGCGGCAACCUGACCCUCAGGCCUCUCGCGUAUCCUAGUUACUUCGUGAUUUUUGAUCCGCAGGUGAGGCCAAUCUACGAUUUCGUGUUCGGGCUGCACUGCGUCUGUGGUCUCGUCAGGUACACGGUGACUUGCGGUAUCUACAGCAUCGCCAUCCUCAGCGUUAUGCAUAUCUGCAGCCAGAUAACCAUCACGCACAACAUGCUGAACAAGCUCGUAGAAAAUUUCGACUACCGGCUACUCGGCGACAUUGUCAGUCGGCAUCGACACUUGCUCAAAUUAGCCUCGAGGCUGGAGGAGAUUUUCAACGUGAUAUGCCUGUUCGAAGUGAUCGGUAGCACGUGCAUCAUUUGCUUCCUCGGCUACUAUCUGAUAACGGAAUACGAGAACAGAGAGAUGAUGGCCUUAAUAACGUAUUUCCUGCUGUUUCUUUCGUUCGUAUUCAACAUUUUCAUAUUGUGUUACAUCGGCGAGAUUUUAACGGAGCAGUGCCAGAGCAUAGGGAUAGCGGCGUACAUGACAGACUGGCACCGUCUUCCACAGCGAGAAGCAAAGAAUAUAGUGCUGCUGAUAAUAAGAACUCAACGCCCGGUGUACCUCACAGCUGGCAAGCUGUCCAAACUUUCGAUACUGAGCUUUUCCACUAUUAUCAAAGCAUCUGCCAGCUACCUCCACAUAUUGAGAACCGUGAUAAUACCCAAUCUAACGAUGUGACCGACUGUCGAGCCCUAGUAUCAAUGUAUC